Messenger RNA from Chelonus insularis, 11746 nucleotides. It is a transcript of the gene nonC, whose product is annotated as serine/threonine-protein kinase Smg1. NCBI's taxonomy places the organism in Eukaryota, Metazoa, Arthropoda, Insecta, Hymenoptera, Braconidae. Gene Ontology annotation, molecular function: protein serine/threonine kinase activity; protein binding. Bases 215 to 11134 code for a protein of 3639 amino acids. The transcript is spliced from 6 exons. The record is from RefSeq and is a predicted model, not a curated record. Gene Ontology annotation, cellular component: nucleus. Gene Ontology annotation, biological process: protein phosphorylation; nuclear-transcribed mRNA catabolic process, nonsense-mediated decay.
AUGUGCACUCUCCUACGCUUUCUUGCAUCCACUUUGAUAUAAGGUGAGAUAAAAAGUAUUUUUAUGUUUAUCUGACAUGGUACAUGCAUCGGCCAUAGAGGGCAAUACUUAAAAAAUUGUGUGUUUAACCGGGGAACACAUGAGAGAGAUUAAAGAGUGACUCUGAUUACUUGUAUAAAGUGUAGGUCAUGCCGACCACUUGUAGAGUAAUGUGAUGAAUAGCUGUGAGAGCUCUAACGCCAGCACAAAGCUACAGGGAUCCAAAAGCUCUGAGCUUUGGGAAGAAUCAUCAAGUAACAGCAACAAAGAAGAGGCGUCAGAGAAAAUUGAAAAAAAGAAUCGAACUGAUAAAGGAGAAAGUGAUACGUCAUCAACUGGAAACGAUUUUGGCGUGCCGCGCGGAACUCUGGUCAUUUGUCCACGAAAUUCUGGGGGUUUCUUAGGAGAUCACAGUUUUUCUCGAAUUAAACAACGAAAUAGUUGUAGUAAUCGGAAUGAAUUUCGAAUGGCUCGUGGAAAUAAUAAUGGCGAACGAGUCAGAGGUAAUACUCGAGGAAGACCUUUUAAGAAGAAUCAGAAUGAUAGGGAAUCAAGUCAUGAAGGAGGAUAUCAUCCGACCUCUAGACAAAAAUUUCAAGAAUCGUUGAAGAAUCAAGAUAACUGCCAGAAUAAAUAUUAUGAUGAUAAACGAUCAAACGAUGAAUCACGAAUUAUAAAAAUUCUUCAACGCCUAUGUCGAGAAGAUGAUGAUAUUUUUCUAGAUCUCUCUAAACAAGUCCUAGAGAGCUUGAUGGUACCUGAAAAUCAAAGAUUUAUCCGACGAAGUUUGGAAUCAAUAUGUGAAUUUCUGUAUGACGCAUUACAUUUAGGUCCUGACGUAGAAUCCCAACAACAAAUUGUCAAGUGUCUCGCUUAUGUUGGAUACAUUUCUAAUCAAGAGUUCAAAAGAUAUUUAGAAUGGAUAUUUAAAAAAUAUGGAAUGGAACGAAAAGAUGAAGUAAAGUGUUUAUUAUUAACUUCAUUAGGUGAAACAUUGAAAUUGGAUAUUGGAACAUCAAAACUAAAAGAUUUUUUCAUGGCCACAAUGUCUCGAUUACAAUCGACAUUAGAGAACGUUGACCGUCCAGACUUAUUAGUAGCAAUUGUUGACGUUAUUCUAAUUAUUAUCGAUAUAUCUCCAAAAAUAUUUUCCAAUUAUUUUCAUGAUGCUGUUGAUAUUCUUGUUGGAUGGCAUAUUGACUAUACACAGCCUAAAUCUGUUAUUUGUUAUGCCAGUCGAAGCUUGCAGAAAUUCAGUUCUUUCUGGAUUAGUGAUUUUCAAUUCACUCUCACAUUAUUAAGCCAAUUUUUAGAGGAUAUGGAAAGUUAUGAUGAAGAAUUGACAAUACCAAGUUCUGGAAGAAGUUCUCCCGGAGAAGAACCAGUUCCUGGGCCUAAAGAAUGUAUCGUUAGAAUAACAUCACUCAUCUCAGUAUUUAAUACCGUAAUUAAAAGUGUCUCUGAUAAUCUUAAUCCCAAUAUAAAUCCUGCGGUCCAAUGGAGUUUUUUAAGUGAUUGUUUAUUAAAAAUGUUGAAAAUUGUAAUUAAAGCCAUAAAAGUUGAUGAGAGUAAAGAUAGUCUAGAUGAAAUACAGAAUAUAAAAGCUAAAGACAGUAUUGAAGAUUGGCGAGAUUAUAUAAAAGGUUUAAAAUUAUCUCAAAAAAGUGUUGAUAAUCUUUUGAGAAAUUCUAAUCAAGACAAAAAAAAUAGUCAUCAAAAUUUUACAAAAAUGAUCAAAUCUUUAUGUUCAGAAAAGAAGAAAAAAAAUGAUAAAACUAAUUCCAAUUCAGAAGGUACAUUGGAUAAAGACAAAGAAGAAGCAUUGAUCAAUUUGUUCAAAUCCCUAGAGAUAAAAGAGAAAAGUUAUAAAACUGACGAUCCAUCACAAGAGAAAGAAGAAUUAAUUAUUGUAGCAAAUGAGUGUGCUUAUCAUUUAUUAAGUUUUCUCCAAACUCGUAUUACAAAAAAUCAUGAACUUCUUUUUGAGUUUAUCGACCUUCAAUUAAACAAAAUAAACAUUCUCUUAGACGAAACAGUAGUAUCAACAUUGAAUAUCAUCUCAAAGGUUAUCAAGGAAGUAUCAGCAAACCUGCCACUGGAACUUGUACAUAAAUUACUGGGGAAAGAAUCUAAACUGCUACAAUUACGAUUAAGAAAUUCAAUACCAAUACAAAAUGCAACUCUCUUAGUUUAUCAUCGUCUUUUGGGUUUGAAAAAUAUUCCAUUACUUCAAGAGGUAUAUAAGUAUAUACUGAGUGAUUUGGAAAUAGCAUACAAGUUAAUAAUAAAUAUUGAAGGAUUUGUGACAAAUAAUCCAUUGGAAGACAUGAUCUAUGAACAUCAUAAUGCUGAAUUCAUAGUCAUUUUUCUUUUGCGAGCACUUUCAGAUCUAGCAAAUGCUAGUAAUUCCAUAAUUGGUAUGUGGGCAUUGAAACCCAGCAUAUUUGAAUUAUUAGCAGUGCAAAUGCAACCAUAUGACAUUAAUUUAUCACAAAAUAAUCCUCUACUUCAAUACAGCAUUAUUUAUUUACUUUAUUCACAUUGUUCUCGAUAUAAUCAUUUCGUUCCAAGUUCUAGUCUCAUCACAGGAUCAACACUCUGUCGCCCUAUCGAUAUUUUUCCAGGAGCUCUUGAUGUGCCAACUACUUCUCCUACUAGUGGUCAUUUGUCAACAAUUCUGAAUCUCAUUGGAAAAUGUUUUGAAAUAAACACCACGAAACAAACAAUUUUGCUUUUAUGUAAUUGGAUUCACGAGAUUUUUAUUCAAGCUGAGAAUUAUAUCGGAAUUCUCAAAGAAACUGAUGAAUAUAAAAUGAUUAUAUCAAACUUAUUAACUCAUGGAGCAACAACAAAUCAUAAAAUUGCCUCUAUUAUAUGUAAAAAUCUUGAAUUAAUAAUAAGUGAUAAAAAAAUUACUUGGCCAGAAAAUAUGUAUGUGGAAAUCGUUGAUCUUGCAAUUCUUCAUCUUACAUCAUGUGAUAAAAAUAUUCGCCAACAAUAUGGUAAUCUUUUAAUGAAUAUACCUAUUAAUAUUGUUAUCUCGAAAAUUAACAGACAAUGCCUUCAAUCAGAAACAAAAAAGUUACGAGCUAUUGAAAAUUAUUCAAUUGAAUCUUUAACUGUUGCUCAGAGACUCCAUAUGCGUGGUAAUAAUAAUGACAGCCACAGUAACUUUAAUUCUAAUAAUAAUAUUCUCAGUACUAAUAGUAAUGGCAAUAGUAGUAACAAUAAUAAUAGUUUGAAUAAUGGUGAAAUGCCAACUCAACAUUUCAAAACAUACAUGGCAUUUUUAUUGCAAGAUUAUGAGCUUGAUACUUUUGGUUUAUCUGAAAUAUUUACUUUAUGUUGGCCUGCAGUAUCUCAAAAUAAAACAAUUGCAAAAAUGUAUGAAUUUGGUUUAACAAAUCAGUCAUUCUUAUUUUUUUGGAGUGGAAUUGAAGCAGCACAGCACUGUGUAUUGAAUAAACUUCGAACACCUUUGGGAAAACCUCAAGAAACUUUUACAACUAUCGAAGGAGCUUUAAAAGCACUGGCUCGUGAUAUAUCCUGUAAAUCGGAAGUUGUAAAACAUGACAAUCGAGGCUUUGAUUAUUCACUUCAUGAACAUACGAGAGUGAGAUUGUUUGUAGAAUUUUUAGAACAUUUAGAAAGAGUCAUUCAUAAUGCAGCAGAAGGAUGUGCAGUAGCUUUAGCAUCAUUUCCUAAACCAGUGAGAACUUUUUUCCAUACGAAUAAAUCAACUUGCAAAGAAUGGCUGAAUAGAAUAAGAUUAGCUUUGUGUGUAGUGUCUCUCCAUGCAGGUUUAGCUACAAAUGCUUUACGAAAUGGGCAACGACUUUUAGAAGAUUUAAGUGAUGCUGAUAAUACUCAAGGAGCGGAAUUUGAAAGAGCUGUAUUAUGCACUGCUCAAGCUUUAGUAAUGUUAGGAGAAGCUGAGGCUCUUCAGGGGUUAUAUAUUUACACUAAGGAACGUGAAAAAAAAUUCUUAUGGUUAAAAGCAGCGAUGGAAGAAGCUGCUGGCCAUUAUGAAAGCGCUGCUGAGAGCUACAAAUUAAUUAUUAAAGAACUUGCAUAUACUAAAUCUGAAGAAUUUGAAACAGAAGUUGCUACAGAAACAUCUAAGGUUGAUGGAGAUUCACAGGUUGCAGCUUUCGUUAUGCAGAGAUUGACUAAAUGUUAUUCGGCCGUUGGUAAUUGGAAACAAUUAGAAAAUUGGAAAAUUCGAGAAGCUGAAAUCUUGAAAAAAAAGUGCAAUUCGAUAUUGAAAAAGCAAAUUCAAAUUACUUCAAAUGUACAACAAGCUAAAUGUUUGAAAGAUUUUGAAGCAGGUCAGCUAUCUACGCUUGAAGAAUUAUCAGAUUGGAUGUUACUUGAUGAAAAAGCUACCACUAACUGGAGCUGUUCAAAAACUAUUUCAGAAUGCUCUAAUACUCUGAUUAAUAUUGCUCUGAAAAUUCGUGCUGGUGAUGAAAAUAAUGAUUACUUUCGAGAACAUGUUGAAUUUUGUAAAAAAGUCACUUCUAAAACUAUUGAGGAAGGUCUGAGAAAUAUGCCGUCUGAGUAUCUCAAUGAUUCGAUAUUAAUUCAAUACUCAGCCAGAGGACUGGCAGAUCUUCUUGCCAAUAAAAAGGUUGAUGUGUUUGAAUUGUUGCGAGUGAAUAAGAUAAAAAAUCUUGGCUGUGGAGUCAUGAACCAAAUAUUGUGGUGGUCGGAAUAUUUUUCUGGAUCGUCAGAAAGUAAUUUAUCAUCUAUCGAUCAUGUGUCUAGUUUACGGUUAGAUGUAGCUAAAAGUGCAAGAAAAGAAGGUAAUUUCAAACUUGCUAAACGACAGAUAGAAAAAUAUUUUACUACAGAACAUCUUUUGAGAACUGAGAUUACUGGUGACCAUAAAUUCUCUGAAAUUACGUCGAGCAUCUUAGACAAACCAUUAAAUAUUAAUUGGACGAAGAAUAAUAUGCGAGCAUUUAAAGAAAUGUCAAAAUUACUUUACAACAUGGAUCUUAUUGAAGAUGCUGUAAAAGUUUGCAGCGUAACUGCAUUAGGAAUAUCUAAAGCUAUUGUUAAUUCUGAUCAAGUACUGUCAGAUGAUUUAAGAGAAACAGGAACAAAAUUAAUUCUUACUCUGGGAAAAUGGAUUCAACAGCAGGAAAUAAAUAUUUCAGAUCAUUCACAAUUAAAUGAAUUAUUAAAAUUUGAAGCUUUGCAUAAUGAUGGAUUAAUGGAUAAAAUUUUUGGCCAAACAACUGAAUUAAUUCCUCACUCUGACAUGGUGCUUGGUAAAUUGAUGCAAUUAGGAGUAAAUCAAUGUCCAGAUUUGGCAGCUGCUUGGGCAAACUAUGCUGGUUGGUGUUACAAGUGGGGACGAAAAAUCGUCGAUAAUUCAAACUCGGGACAACUGACUGAUGCUGAUGUGAAUAAUAUACGUGCUUUACUUCCUGAGAAUAUUUCGGAGGCUGACUCAAAUGCAACACUUUUGAUUCUCAGCCAGAAUAAAAGUAUUCCUGAAGAUGAAGGUGAUAUUGAAACAAAUGACGUGAAAACUUCAGAUAUGAUCGAAAAUCAAUUACGCCAAAUACCAGCAUUAUCAGGUGCUACUAGUCAACAUCUUGGAUUGCUUAUUGAUAUCUGGAGACAAGCACAAAAGAGAAUUUAUUCAUAUUAUGAGCUUGCUGCCAAAGCUUAUUUUAAAUUUCUUGAUUUAUCAAGUAAUGAAUCCAAUGACUGUGCUACAAUAACUGCUACAUUACGACUUUUAAGACUGAUUGUGAAACAUGCGUUAGAGUUACAAAAUGUUCUGGAAACUGGACUUUCCACAACACCUACACGGCCUUGGAAAGAAAUUAUUCCUCAAUUAUUUUCAAGAUUGAGUCAUCCAGAGUCUUAUGUUCGCACUAGAGUAUCAGAACUCUUAUGUAGAGUUGCAGAAAAUAGUCCACAUCUAAUAACUUUUCCAACUGUAGUAGGAGCUGUAUCUGAUCAUCGAAAAGUCCUUGAAGAACUUCCAACUAGGUAUGAAAAUUCUCCAAAUGAGUUUGAUUUUGAUGAAGAUGAUAGUGAAAAUGUUAUUUCAUCAAAUGUCAGUGGAGAGAUUGAUUCUCAUGAUGAUGAAAAUAAAAAUUUUAUGGAUGCAUGUUUUGCCCAACUGGCUGAAUGUCUCUCUAACAAUAAUCAUGAUUCUGUUAGCCAUGUAAAAAUACUUGUAAAAGAACUCAGACGAAUAACACUAUUAUGGGACGAAUUGUGGUUUGCAACAUUUUGCCAACAUCAUUCUGAAUUUUCAAAAAAGUUUGAACAAUUGGAAGCAGAAAUUCAAAAAGUACAAGACAACAUAUGGCUAACAAGCGAAGAAAAAGAACAAUUAAUAGUUGAAAAAAAUAGAAUUAUUUUAAAGCCAAUAGUAUUUGUUUUAGAAAACCUUUGGGUUAUAACUUCAGUACCUGCAGAAACUCCACAUGAGAAAUUCUUUCAAGAAAAGUUUGGACCUUAUAUUGAAGAAGUAAUAAAAAGAUUAAAGAAUCCUAAAAAUCCAACAAGACCACAAUUUUUAUUGAUUUCAUUGAAACAAUUAGAGGCCAAAUUAGCACAAAGAAUAAAUAAAAGAGGAACUUAUACACUUUCAAUGAAAGAUAUUAGUCCAGUUCUGGCAAACAUGAAAGAUACUCAAAUAGCGAUGCCAGGUGUUCUUGCUACAGAUCGUGAUAGAAUAGUUACAAUAAAAUCUGUUGACAACAAUGUCCAGAUCCUUCCCACAAAGACUAAACCAAAAAAAUUAAUAUUCCACGGUUCAGAUGGUCAUGUCUACACGUAUUUAUUUAAAGGGCUUGAAGAUCUGCAUUUAGAUGAAAGAAUUAUGCAAUUUUUAAGUAUUUGUAAUACAAUGAUGUCAAAGAAUAAUGAUACCAGAAAAGUGUAUAGAGCUCGACAUUAUUCGGUAAUUCCAUUAGGACCAAGAUCAGGAUUAAUUCAAUGGGUGGAUGGAGUAACACCUUUAUUUGCUCUAUAUAAACGUUGGCAGCAACGAGAAAGUUCAAUGGCUGGCGCUCGUGGAGCUACUGGAAAUUCUGCAGCUAUUAUGAGACCAUCUGAAUUAUUUUAUAAUAAACUUGGUCCACUAUUAAAAGAACAAGGGAUUUCAUUAGAAAAUAGAAAAGAAUGGCCUCUUACAAAUCUCAAACAAGUACUAACUGAAUUGAUGGCAGAAACUCCAAAAGAUUUAUUGGCAAAAGAAAUUUGGUGCAAUAGUAUUCACGCUGGAAAUUGGUGGCAAGCGACAAAAAGUUAUUCUUACUCUGUUGCAGUAAUGUCAAUUAUAGGCUACAUAAUUGGUCUCGGUGAUCGUCAUUUGGAUAAUGUCCUUGUAGAUUUAAAUACUGGAGAAGUUGUUCAUAUUGAUUAUAAUGUAUGUUUUGAAAAGGGAAAAACACUUCGAGUACCUGAAAAAGUUCCUUUUAGAAUGACACCAAAUAUCAAAACAGCUCUAGGAGUUACUGGAGUUGAAGGAAUAUUCAGGUCAGCUUGUGAACAUACAUUAAGAGUGAUGCGACGUGGCCGAGAAACAUUAUUGACUUUACUAGAGGCUUUUGUGUAUGAUCCAUUGGUUGAUUGGAGAGCUGGAGCGGAAAAUAGCAUUGCAAGUUAUGGAGCCUGUCAAGCUCGAGCUCGAUGCGCUGGAAUUGGUAGAAAACAACUGGAAAAAGAAUUAACUCGAGCAAUGUUUUCUGUGAGAAUAGCUGAGAUGCGUACUGAGUGGAUAACAAAUCGAAAUGUAAUGAUGAAAACUUUGCCUAUGCUUUCUCAUCAAUUGGCUGAAUGGAUGGAGACAAAUGAUUCAUUACGUCAAUGUCAAGAUUCAUUACAAGAACGUCAUCAACAAUUAAAUUUAGUGAAAGAAGCUCAAACUAUAGGAAAAAAUCAUUCUUUAUAUUCUGUUGUCAAAAGAUAUAAUGCUUGUAAAAAGGCAAGAGAUGCGCAUGAAAAAGCCAAAUGUGGACUUCAAAAAAAAAUAGAAGAAUGUGAGAAACAAAUAAAUAUACAUAAUAUGGCUUUAACGGUUCUCAGAGGCCCGAAGUUGGCAAAAUGGUUAACAGAGUUUGAAACAUCAUCAUCAACACGAGAAGAUCACAUGGUAUUUGAUUUGGUUAAAGAAUUUUUACAAAAUGCUGGUCAAAAUUCAAUGGUAGUCGAGUGUGAACAAUCAGAGAAUAAAUUAACACAAUUAAUAACACAAGAAUCACUAUUAAUUCGUAAUUGUAUUGAUUUAUUGAGUCAAUAUGCUUCUAUUUGUAAUUUAUACCCUCUGAGUACUUUAGCUCAACAUCGAUCAGUAGUUUAUCAUUCAUGGGCUACUAAAUUACUAAAUACAAGAACUGUUGAUACAUGCAAUGAAGUAAUAGCUCAAUUUGAAGCUAACUAUCAAUCAAUAACAACGAAUGACUCAAGAGUUCAACAGGUAAUAGCAUUCUCUUUCCAGAUACAAGCUAUAAUAAAUGACGUAAAUGAGAAAUGUAAAAAGUAUUAUGAAAGAAUGGUAACAAACGAAGGAUUGCCUGAUGCACAAACAAGGAUUGAUAAGAUAUAUAAUGAUACUAUUUCACAAAUGAAAACAUUUUUAAGAAGGGAAAAGGCAGCAGAUAAAGCAUUGGAGUCAGUUAAUAUCAUCGCGCUAUGUGCUUUAAAUAAAAGGUACCUGAUGAUGGAAGGAGCAGCUAAAUGUGCUGGCGAGUGUCUAGUGGAUUUAACUUUACGAGAAGGUGAUUGGUUUCUUGACGAAAUGCGUUUAAUGUCUUCCCUAAUUGUUGAACUUACAAAUCUUAUACCAGUUGACUCAAUGUCUAUCCAAAAUGAAUGUCACGAUGAAAUAUUAAUUUCUCGUGCUCUACAAUGUCUAAAAAGUGCGGAUGCUAUUUAUGAAGGUCUUCAAGAGCUUAAUUAUAAUUUCCAUAUGAUAAUUCUCCCUGAAGCAUUAAAAACAAUUAUUACCGAAGAGCCAAGUGUUAUAAUGAUGAUAAAUGAGCUAGAUGAUAUUAUUCUUUCAGCUGAAAAACCAUUAGGAGAAAUUCUCGGACAAUUGGAAAUGCACUUACGAUUUACGUUAAUGGAUAUGGAAAGCCCACAUGCAAUCGUUCAAAGUCUAGUAGCAAAUAUGAGACUAAGGUUUGAAGCAUUACAAUCAAGAUCAACUGAUGAUAUUAACCAAGAUUCUGAAUCUCUCAUGCCAGGACAGAUGUUAUUAAUGGGCUUUAAUGGUCUUUUUGAAAAACUUCAUGUUGAAGGAAAUACUCUUAUAACUUCUCUAGCAACUCUUGAUAUUCCUACAUGCUGGAAAAAAAUAGAUCAAAUAAGAGAAGCAAAAGAAAUUGCAGUUCCAAUAUUCCACGAGAAUGCUCGUCGUGUCUUGAAUGAUAUUUUCUUAAUAAAACGUCUGCAGACCAUCCAAGAAUUUUUUACUAUGUGUCGAGAUAUUGCAAAUUCUUUUAAAAGUACCGACACAUCAGUGACGAUUUAUGACGACGAUCGAUUGAAUAAGCCUGUCAAGACUUUUAUUGCCGACUAUGUUUCACGUCAGCUUCUCGGUGUGACUUCCCAAACGCUUGCCAUAGCUCUAUGUCUUUUGCUCCAACGUAUGGGGUUGAAUGUCACUGGAGAAAUUGAACAGAGAGAUAUUGGUGCUGAAAGUAAAGUAUCCAUUGAAGAAUUAUGCAGAAAAAUGGUUGACACUUGUUUAAAGUCUGGAGUCUUCUCAGGUUCAGUUCUUGGACAAGCAAGUUCACUUGAAAAUACAUUAGAAAACAUCUGGAGAAGAAAGCAAUGUGCCAGAAUGGCUCAACAAAGUGUUGAAAUAACUCGAGCCACACUUCAAAGAUUACAACUUCAAUUAACAGCUCAUUAUUGGCUUCAUGAGGAUAGUAUUUUGCUUGCCAGAACUAAUUUAAAUGCUAUUAACCUACUUAAUAGACCAGCAUUUAUGCUUGAACUUCGCAAAUCUGCAACAGCACUCUCUAGUUUACAAUCUCGUAUUAAUGAAAUUCAAGAUCAACAACGAAGUCUUGUUGAUAGUGUAGAUCAACGUCUAAAGUGGGCAAUUGGUGCUAAUCCAGCUCUCGUAGAAGUGAUGGUUGCAUUUAACAAUGCUGUACUUUUAUCUAAUGAAAAAUUAACACGCAAACAAUACCUUACAUCAAUCAUUACCGCAAUCUGUGAUUCUAUUCUUCAUUAUGAAGCUUUGAGAACGAAAACGUCAGAGAGUAUUACUCAUGAUACCAAUUUCAUUAAAUUACUGAAACAGUGGGAAGAAAGCCGCUUACUGCGAUCUAAUUUAUCAGUUAGCGUCUCGUUAGCGGAAGAAAAUCUUAUAGAGAUGCUACAAUUAGAAAAUAAUAUUGAUGCUGAUUGGCUGAGACGUGCUGAAAGUCUGAUAUCAGAUGCUAUUAUUGAAAAUCAGAAGAUAUUACAGAAAAAACAAGAAAUGCAUGCAAUAGCAAAUGAAAGAUUGAGAAAAUAUAUUGGUAGUUUACAAGGUAUUCUUACUAAUCAUCAUCGAUUAAUGACUGAUGUUCGAGGUUUGUUGAAGACCAUGCUGAAACAAGAAAAUAUAUCCGGACUUGGUGAAUUUUUAACAGAAUAUAGGAUAUUCACCGAAGGAAUUUCUACUUUAGUAAAGGAUUUAGAAUCCGAAAAUUUGGAACCUCUUCGAGUUAUUGAAGCAGAAGGCCUGUUGAAUACUUUAUUAUUGAAAGUGCCAAAGAUCUAUGAUGAAUUAUUAGAACUUGCGAAUGAAUCAAACAAAAAUAAGAUGGAUGAGAAUCAGGUGAUUAAUAAGAAAAAAAAUAAUUUGCUGAGACAAGAUCCGAACAUGUGUCUCAGCCCGCGGAAGGGAAUUCCAUUGACCAGAGAUCCUACCACAGGCAAAGCUGUGCAAGAAAGAAACGUGUAUGCUCUUAAUGUCUGGCGUCGUGUACGCAUGAAACUGGAAGGUCGUGAUCCGAAUCCAUCACGAAAAUAUACAACGGCUGAGCAGGUAGAUUAUGUGAUCCGUGAAGCACAAAAUAUGGACAACUUGGCCCUGCUGUAUGAGGGUUGGACUCCGUGGGUGUGAACGCGCGGAUGCCGGCGCAACCGCGUCGUUGGGUUCGACUCUCUAUUUAAAAUUGUACUAAAUACUGUACCUAAUUAAAGCCCUACCAUCUCGUAGUGGCAAUCAAAUCGAUUGGCCAGAUGUGCAAAUGUUUGCACAUUACAUAUCGACGAAAGCUGAAUAUAAAAACACGGUCGAGGAUCUACCGCAUCUCAAUACGCGGAUAAAUAUAAUGUUGAAAAGCUUCAUAAGAAAUGCUCACAAAUUCACAUUCGUGAAUUGGACAUUAACUAAUUCAGUCUAGAAUUUGAAGGUUUCAUUACGUGGAUUAAAAACUCCUCUAGGAGUUAGAAGUCCAAGUAAUCGGUUAUAUUUCAAAAAAAUUAAUACUUAUCGAUAUCGCACAUGUUAUUUAAUUUUAUUUGCUCGUGACAAUUUGUCUGAGUGUUUAUAUCCGUUUAUCAGAGAAUAAUUAAAGCUGAACGAUAUCGAUAGCGUCAAUUAAUUUAAUUAUUAUAUUUCUGAAAUAAUGCAAAUGGAUAACGUGUGAUAAAAAUCUAAACAUAUUUUCUUUUUUUUUUUUUUCUAAAUAUUUGGACCUAUAGUAUAUAUUCGAACGAUUCUCUUUUAUUA